AUGGUCUUUUACUUUACCCUGACGUCUGACCCGGGCGUCAUGUGCUACAUGGGCCGCGACAAAUACGAAAACGAGGAGCUCAUCAAGUUCGGCUGGCCAGAGGACUUGUGGUUUCACGUGGACAAGCACAGCAGCGCACACGUCUACGUGCGUCUGCCGCCUGGAAAGGGUAUGGACGACUUGACCCCGGAGAUCAUUGAGGAGUGCUGCCAACUCGUCAAGGAGAACAGUAUUGAAGGAUGCAAGCUGAACGAUGUCCGCGUAGUCUACACCCCGUGGAGCAACCUCAUGAAGACCGGCGACAUGGCAGUCGGGCAGGUCGGCUUCCACAAGGAGGAGCUGCGACGUUACCACACCGUCGCCAAAAAGAACCGCCCAAUGCUCAAGGCGCUUGAGAAGACACGCGUGGAGAAGAACGACGUCGACUUCCGCAAGCUGCGCGAGGACCGCGACAUGGAGGAGCGCCGUAAGCUCCGCGCCGACAGGGCGGCGCAGGACCACCAGGACAAGCUGGAGCGGGAGGAGAAGAAGCGCCUGGAGGAGCUGCGGACGUACAAGGGCGUGAUGGACGACAACAACAUGCGCCUCAACACUGGCGAGGUACCGGAUGAGGACGACUUCAUGUAG
Leishmania braziliensis MHOM/BR/75/M2904 is the source of this 627-nucleotide messenger RNA. RefSeq lists its product as hypothetical. The coding region runs from base 1 to 627 and encodes 208 amino acids. The transcript has a single exon. The record is from RefSeq and is a predicted model, not a curated record. NCBI's taxonomy places the organism in Eukaryota, Euglenozoa, Kinetoplastea, Trypanosomatida, Trypanosomatidae.